AUGGCCCGCAGGGUUAUCGGCCGCUUCGGCCCUCGCCUCGCCGCCGCCCUACGCACUGCCAUUCUCCGUCCGGGGAUCUCGCCCACAUCUCCACUGUACCUUGCCGCCGCAUCGCCGGUUCCCGGCGCCGGACCAGGCGGGGUCAUCUUCCCCUGAUACCUCUCCUCUCUCCACCGCCAGCCGGCGCGGCCGAAGGCCGUGGACAUUGCAGCACGAGCGCGGCAACUCCAGAACCGGCGGCUAUGAACGUACGCCCUCACCUUCAACUGCGUCGCGGGCCUCAUCAUCAUCGUGCUGAACAAUUUCUAGGAUCAAUUGGUCUUCUACAUCACCCCCAACAAAGCCAUCGAGAAAUUCGUCUCGAACCCCUCUAAGAACCGCUUCCGGCUGGGGGGUCUCGUCGUGGAGGGCAGCGUCGUGCACCCGUCGGCAUCCUCGCCGGAGAUGGAGUUCGUGAUCACCGAUCUGGUGACGGAUAUCCUCGUCCGGUUCGAGGGCUCGCUGCCCGAUCUAUUCCGCGAGGGGCAUUCCGCGGUCGUCGAAGGUUUCCUGAAGCGGUUCGAGGCGGACGGAGAGGGGAAGGCGGACAGGACUUCGACCGUGUCGGAGAAGGCCAGAAACGGGGUCUGUUUCUUCAAGGUGACGGAGGUCCUCGCCAAGCACGACGAGAAGUACAUGCCCGAGGAGGUGGCCGCUGCGCUCGAGCGGAACAAGAAGAAGAUCGAGGCUGAUGCGGCCAGAGAGGCUGCAGAGAUGGAGCAGGGUUGA
Molecule: messenger RNA, 768 nt
Organism: Spirodela intermedia
Lineage: Eukaryota; Viridiplantae; Streptophyta; Magnoliopsida; Alismatales; Araceae
Source: the annotation of a GenBank genome assembly